CACUCUCUUCCAACCCAAGAAACCUCAGAAAAAAGAAGAAAACCAAACCAUGGCACUUGUCGUUAAUGUCGCCUUCCUGCAGCUACAGAUUCUCGCGGGUUUGUUGAUCAUCAACAUUUUCUCCUUCUCCCCUACAAGCUUGGUCGCCAGCCAGCCUGCCCUGACAUUGGACUACUACUCCAAAACCUGCCCGACUGUGUUUGAGGUCGUCAGGAAAGAGAUGGAAUGCGCCGUGCUGUCCGAUCCUCGUAAUGCAGCUAAGAUCGUCAGGCUGCACUUCCACGACUGCUUCGUUCAGGGGUGUGACGGGUCGGUUUUGCUCGAUGAUACGAUUACCUUGCAAGGGGAGAAAACCGCCACUCCGAACGUGGAUUCACUCAAAGGGUUCGAAAUCAUUGACAGUAUUAAGAACAAGGUCGAAUCUGAUUGCCCUGGCGUUGUUUCCUGUGCUGAUAUCCUCGCCAUUGCUGCCAGAGAUUCUACCGUUCUGGUUGGUGGACCUGACUGGGAGAUGUAUUUAGGGAGGAAAGAUUCUAAAACUGCGAGCUAUGAGCUUGCUAACUCCAACCUCCCAGUUCCAUCAGAGGGCAUUCUGCCAAUCAUCACCAAAUUCCUUUACCAAGGGCUCUCUGUUACCGAUAUGGUGGCCCUCUCAGGGUCGCACACGAUCGGGGUGGCGCGGUGCCAGAACUACAGGGCAAGGAUCUACGGUGACUACGCGGUAACCGCCGAUCAAUCCACGGCCUCCGAGUCCUACCUCAACGACCUGCGAGCCUCCUGCCCCGCGGCCGGAGGAGACGACGACACGGUUGCUCCCAUGGACAACGUUACGCCCAACUUGUUCGACAAUUCGUAUUAUCAAAUCCUGUUGAGAGGGGAAGGGUUGUUGAAUUCCGACCAGGAGAUGUACUCCAGCUUCCUCGGUGUCCAGACCAAGCAGCUCGUCCUUCAGUACGCACACGACCCGCUCGCUUUCUUCCAUCAGUUCGCGCAGUCGAUGGUCGCGAUGGGCAACAUUACCAACGCCGUCGAUGGCGGCGAGGUCAGGAGGAGCUGCAGAUUUGUGAAUACUUGAAACCAGAGAAGAGAAGAAAAAAAAGGAAAGGGGGGGAUUUGAUUAUUAUUGGUUUAUUUGCCGAGAGUAUAAUAUAGCUAGCUAGACUGUUGAACAUCGUUAUUGAAAACUGGUUUCGGAGGGGAAAUUUCAUUUGAUGUGCUGAUUUUCGUUGAUGUUGGUUAUAUAUGGUGUUAAAUUUAUUUGGCAGUGUGACCAACAAGUGGGAGCUACUAGUAUCACAUGUACGAAUCAUGUAUAAUCAAUUUAUAUAAUGUAU
Messenger RNA from Linum trigynum, 1334 nucleotides. The record is from the annotation of a GenBank genome assembly. Lineage: Eukaryota; Viridiplantae; Streptophyta; Magnoliopsida; Malpighiales; Linaceae.